AUGCCUUUCUGUGAACUUCGUAUUCCUGUUGAUUCAAAUACAACAGAAAAUUCUCUUUCAAAAUUAUUAAUAUCAUGUUUUGAUCUUGGUUAUGAUCGAAUUGUUCUUUGUCAAACAGAUAACUUACGUGCAUCAACUUCAAAUACUUCUUCAUCAAAAAAAAAGAAACAAAAAUUAAAUGAAACAGCACCUACAUCAUCAUCAUCAUCAUGGACAUGUCCAAAACCAUAUAUUGCUCGUAUACCUGAUUUAAUUAUUCAACGAUGUCGUCAAACAAAUCGUAAAUUUCGUCUUUAUUCACGUCUUAAUGUUAUUAUACAUGAUAAUCAAUCGUUACAUUAUUUAAAACGUUCAGAUGUACAACAAAAUUUUGAUUUAAUUUCAUUACAACCAUCAACACGUGAUAUUCUUCUGUAUUUACUUAAUUCAACAACAAUACAAUAUGAAUUACUUGUUCUUGAUUCAAAUGAUCCUGUACUUUUACCAUUUCCAUCAAAACUUAUGCGUGCAACAUCUGAACGUGGUAUUACAUUUGAAUUAAUUUAUAGUAAUGCAUUACGUGAUACAUUUGAACGACGAAAUUUACUUGCAUUUGGUCGAUCACUUGCAACAAAUAUUUUUAAACAUGGUCAAUCAAUUAUAUUAAGUUCAAAUGCAAAAAAUUCAUUACAAAUUCGUUCACCAUAUGAUAUGAUAGAAAUUGUACAAUUAUUUGGAUUUAAUGAAGAAAUAGCAAGAAAAAUAAUUAAUGAAAAUCCAAUGAAUGUUUUAGCACGAGCAUUUAGUCGUAAACAAACUGUACAAGGAACAGUAUGGUUAGAUACAACAACAACAACAACAGAUGAAGAAGAUACUAAACAACAAACAACAACAGUUACACCAUUUGUAGCAACUGAAACUAUUCUUCUUUGA
This is a messenger RNA of Rotaria sordida, 912 nucleotides long. The record is from the annotation of a GenBank genome assembly. NCBI's taxonomy places the organism in Eukaryota, Metazoa, Rotifera, Eurotatoria, Philodinida, Philodinidae.